AUGGAAUUCUUCAUCGACCUGAUUAGCGCCAUUAUUCCGUACAUAAGAACGGCAUUUCUCGCUAUUAUUCCUCUCGGAUUUAUUAUAUUUAUUCAUGAACUCGGUCAUUUUUAUGCCGCGAAACGGUGUGGUAUUAAAGUAAACACCUUCUCUCUCGGCUUCGGUCCGAAACUCAUCGGAUUUCAGCGAGACGAAACAGAAUAUCGGAUUUCACUAUUGCCAUUUGGCGGUUAUGUUCAAAUGGAAGGGGAGAAUCCAAACGAGCAAACCGGGACACAGGGUGAAUUCGCGAGUGCCUCGAUCAGCAAUCGUGCGUUUGUCGUUGCCGCGGGUCCCGCGGUGAAUCUCUUAUUUGGCAUAUUGGUAUACUGGUUUGUCUUUGCUACUGGGAUUAACGCCGAUUCCGCUCGGUUGAUCGGUGGAUUAACAGGCUUACCCCUCGGUGAAAAAGAGGCAAUUCAGAUCGGCUGGGUCGCUGAUGAUGGACCCGGUGCUGUGGGUGGGCUAAUGCCUGGUGAUGCAAUUGUUUCCAUCAAUGGGGACCCAAUUAGCCAUUGGGCGAUGUUCCAAACGCGGAUUUUCACCAGUGCCAAUAGACCCCUUGAUCUCGUUGUGGAACGGGAUGGUGAACGCAAGAUCCUGUCUGUUAUACCCGAUCCUGAGCCGAGUGUUAGAGGAGAUAUAGGUAUAAUUCGAGUGAGUAGUAGAACCGAGACGGUCAUCAGUCAUAUCGAAGAAGGAAGUCUCGCGGCACAAACUGGCAUCCAAGUCGGUGACCAAAUUGAGAGUAUCAACGGUAAGAAACUCCACAACGUUCCAUAUUUUGGGUAUGGUGUCUGGCAGGCUUCCGAAGACUGGCGUAUUGAGAAAUAUCAGGCACUUUAUCAAAGUAUUAACGAAAAUCAAGAUGCGUUGACACUUGGCAUCCGGCGUGGUGAUGAGACACUCACACUCGAACUGCCGGUACGUUGGCGUGUAAAGGCGAGUGUCCAAGAGAAUAGCAUCGCGCAAAACGCUGGAAUCCAAGAUGGAGACGUGCUUGUGACGCUUAACGGAUGCCAGUAG
Molecule: messenger RNA, 1065 nt
Organism: Geodia barretti
Lineage: Eukaryota; Metazoa; Porifera; Demospongiae; Tetractinellida; Geodiidae
Source: the annotation of a GenBank genome assembly